AAUCCCUGUUACCUUUUCAAUUGAAUUCCCUAAACCACCAAAAGAAAUCCCUCCCAACAACACGACUAUUUCGCAACCCACCAAUCUCCAACUUCGAGAAGAAAAAUUAAAAGAAAGAAACAAAAAAUUGUGCUGAAGAAAGAACGAAAAACAAGGACAAUGCAUCCAACAACGCAACUCUCCCCUCUCCACCGCGCCGACGGCUCCGCAACAUACACGUCCAACGGCUACACCAUCAUCGGUGCAGUCAACGGCCCCAUCGAAGUGCAGCGCCGCGACGAGCUCCCCACAGAAGCGACCCUCGAGGUCAACGUACGACCCGCGGUGGGUGUAGGCAGUCCGCGCGAGCGACACCUCGAGACGCUGUUGCACGGCGCGCUGCGCAGCGUGGUAUUGACGGAGAGCUUGCCGCGCUCGCUGGUGCAGAUUACACUGCAGGUGAGCGGGAUGCCGAGCGAGGAAGGGGACUGUGGUGUUAGUUCUUCACUAUCAAUACUCCCGCAUCUCCUGCACACAGCGCUCCUCGCGCUCCUUAGCGCUUCGAUACCGCUCUCUACGAUCCUCACCGCAGCGCUCGUCGUCAUCCCCUCGUCCUCCUCCACACCUUUGGUCUCCCCGACCGCAAAUCAGCUCCUCCGCGCAAAACCGAUACGAUCUGCACAUGUAUUUGCCUUUUCCGGUGAUGGGAGCUUGUUGAUGAAUGAAAGCGAUGGAGUGUUCAGUCUGCAGGAGUGGGACGAAGCUGUAGAAGCGACAGAGGAAGUAUGCUGCAAAGAAGAAGGCGGAGUGGGAUUAAGCGAGGGAAUGGAGGUUGAUGGGAGAGAAGGGGGAAGCUUGGAUACGUGGCUGAGAGAAGUUGUGCGGGGCAAGGUGAAUUGGGAGAUGAGGUGGAAGACGGCUAGAUGA
Molecule: messenger RNA, 906 nt
Organism: Periconia digitata
Lineage: Eukaryota; Fungi; Ascomycota; Dothideomycetes; Pleosporales; Periconiaceae
Source: the annotation of a GenBank genome assembly